This is a messenger RNA of Saprolegnia parasitica CBS 223.65, 1485 nucleotides long. RefSeq lists its product as hypothetical. Gene Ontology annotation, cellular component: membrane. Lineage: Eukaryota; Oomycota; Saprolegniomycetes; Saprolegniales; Saprolegniaceae. The transcript has 2 exons. Gene Ontology annotation, molecular function: phosphate transmembrane transporter activity. Bases 1 to 1485 code for a protein of 494 amino acids. The record is from RefSeq and is a predicted model, not a curated record. Gene Ontology annotation, biological process: phosphate ion transmembrane transport.
AUGCACCUUCCCAUCCCGCCCAUCGGCGCCGGGCUCCUCUUCCUGCUCGCGUUUCUCUCCAGUGCCAACGAUAUGGUCAAUAUUGUCGGUACGGCGGUCGCGUCUCAAGCCAUGGCGCCACGCCGCGCGCUUGUACUCGGUGGUCUUUGCAGCGUCGUCGGGUACCUUCUCUCGGCCGCGGCAGCCGCACCACCGCUGCCCGAUCGCAUUGGCGCGAGCCUCUUUCCGCCAUCGUCGCCGUGGCGGCAUGGAUUUUGCGAUACCAAAGACGCGGUGUUUGCACAUGGUCUUCUCAUUGCACUCAGUGCCGCGGUCGUCGUGCUAGCGCUCGCGACGGUCGCCAAGCUCCCUGUCUCGUCCACUUAUGCAGUCGUGGGUGGCCUUCUCGGCAUGACGCUGACGUAUACUGGCGUCGAUGCACUCGAUAUGCCGAGUCUUGUGCGCCUGGCGCUCUCGUGGGUCGCGGCACCGUUGCUGUCGGCGCUUCUGAGCGCGGUCGUGUACCGUCUCACGGCCCGCUGGAUUCUCAACACCAAGCAUCCGCAGUCGCAAGCACUGGCGGUGCUGCCCGCGUUCUACAGCCUGUCGUUGGCAGGCUUUGUCAGCGUCGUCGUCGGUCGGGCGCGGCCACUCUUGGGUCGGUAUCGCGACUAUUUCCACGGGAUCUCGCUCCUUCUCGGGCUCGUCACAUAUGGCCUCGCGCGCUAUAGCCUCGUGCCGUACGUGGCGCGGCACUUGCCGUCGUUUAUGCACGGCAACCCGUGCCACCCGACGCUGUCAACAUCCGCGCUCUCGCCCUUCGCGAGUGUGUACGACCUCGCCGCUCUGCAGCGGGACUCGAUGCCGUCGUGCCUCAUGGACUCGACGUUUACCCGUGACGACGACGACAACGAGAUUCCGAGCCUCGGCGACAAUCCGUCCGUGUUGCAGCGGUCGUCGCUCGAGUGGAACGGUGACUUUUGGUGCCUCACACCGCCCCAGCGCGACGCCUACUACGUCUUCAACUAUGCUCUGCUGCUACUGAGUGCCUUAACUGCAGCCUUGUACGGCAUGCACGCUGGGACGACGGCGACGACGCUGCUGCAGCUACUCGAUACGAUCCAGCGCCAUCGUGACGCGCCGUUUCGAGAGAGUGACGCGCCGUUGUGGACGACGGCGGUGGCCGCGGUCGGUUGCUUCCUCGGGGCAGUGCUCCUCGGCCGACGGGUGCUCACGCCGGUGCUCCAUGGCGCGUGCUUUGUGAGUCCGCACCGCGGCUUUUGCAUGCAAGUGGGCCCUGUGGUCGUUCUGAGUCUCGCAGUGCUCCUUCAAGUGCCCACAUCGUCGACCCACUGCACUCUGAGCGCGAUUGCCGCCGUGAGCCGCGCGCACUAUGGCACGUGGAAGCUCGAGCGCGCACGGUUUAUCUGCUUUGGCGUCUCGUGGGUUUUGAUGCUUCCGACGACGAUCGCAUGUGCGGCUGGCAUCGCCUACGCACUGCGAUGA